Dentiscutata erythropus is the source of this 195-nucleotide messenger RNA. Lineage: Eukaryota; Fungi; Glomeromycota; Glomeromycetes; Diversisporales; Gigasporaceae. The record is from the annotation of a GenBank genome assembly.
UCUUGAUUUACAAAGUUACCGCAACAUCAAUCACAAGGUAUCAUUUACUCAUUUGUGAUACAAAUCAAAAGAAAAUCAUAACGGAAAGCAAAAUACGUGAAAUUAAAGAUUCAAGUUUAGUAGUUAGUGCAAGUGAAGUGUAUAUUGAAGUUGAUUUUGACACUAUUUCAGUGUCUUCGGAUAAUUCCAUAUAUG